AAUUGUGUAUAAAAGCGAUGCUUUUCAAGGAUCGAGCAUCAAAUCGUGUAGCAAGAUGGUGUCAUCCAGAGGCUUCGUUCUGCUGCUAAUCGGAGUUUUUACUUUUUCUUCAAAUGCUGCUCGGUACUAUUCACCUUGCCAAGCAGAAAGUUAUAGCAAUACCUGGCCAGCACGUUGCAUCGACGGGAACCACCAGUUUGGAGACGGAUGGCUACUCGUGCAGCAUCGCGUAGACGAAACCGGCAACUUUUACCGCAGCUGGACCGACUAUAAGAGCGCAUUCGGCCAGGGGGACAACUUUUGGGUAGGCUUGGACGCGAUUCACAGAGCAGUUUCCUCUGGAACAUACGAGCUGAUCGUGGAGAUGGUCGGCGAGUACGGUGAGUACCGCUUUGCCAGGUACUCCAACUUUUUGAUUGGCAACGAAACCGAGAGCUACGCCCUGAAGGAGCUCGGCCAGUACAGUGGAACGGCUGGCGAUGGCUUGGUGACGCACAAGGGGGCAGCCUUCUCGACGUUCGAUCGCGAUCGUGAUCAAAACGCGAACCAGAACUGCGCCGUCGGGCUGAAGGGGGGUUGGUGGUUCACGCGUAGUUGCAUGGACAGAUCGGUUCAAAGUUGCAAUCUCAACGGGAAGCUCGCCGAGCAGGGUGGGACGCUGUAUUGGCGGGUUCGGAGAGGCAGCGAAUCGUUGAAGUACGUGCGGAUGAUGAUAAGGGAGGCUGAGUGAAUCCUUUGGAAGCUGAUGGUUGAAUAAAGCCAACUUGUAAUCAGA
Molecule: messenger RNA, 775 nt
Organism: Culex pipiens pallens (northern house mosquito)
Lineage: Eukaryota; Metazoa; Arthropoda; Insecta; Diptera; Culicidae
Product: ryncolin-4-like
Exons: 2
Coding region: 56-730 (224 amino acids)
Source: RefSeq, a predicted model, not a curated record